Messenger RNA from Musa acuminata subsp. malaccensis (wild Malaysian banana), 1874 nucleotides. RefSeq lists its product as uncharacterized. Lineage: Eukaryota; Viridiplantae; Streptophyta; Magnoliopsida; Zingiberales; Musaceae. Gene Ontology annotation, biological process: chromatin remodeling; regulation of heterochromatin formation; regulation of DNA-templated transcription. Gene Ontology annotation, molecular function: zinc ion binding; DNA binding. The record is from RefSeq and is a predicted model, not a curated record. Gene Ontology annotation, cellular component: nuclear chromosome; CHRAC.
UUGAGACCUGAAUGGGUAGGACACUUCUGUCAGUUCCAAGGAGAGAUUAGAUUAGGGUUCUGUCUCCUCCGGAGGGCUUCCCUGUAGCUUCGAGUGUUGAAGGAGAUCAAAUGUCUCCAAAACAUGAAGAAUGCCAUUGGAAUAGCUUCAGAAAUUCCAUUUAUACUGAGAAGGAAAAAUAUGAACCAUCACCAAAUGAGAUUGUAGUUUCAUCAAGAAGCUGGACGGAUGUAUCAACUGUCAAUGGCAUGUGCUCGAGUUUGAGGCAUCAGAGUGAACAGUUUGUCUACAAGAGAAGGAAGUUAAAUAGGAACUCAGUUGCUCUUCUCCCUGAAGAAUAUACUAUGGAAAGUAGAAAAAGAAAAUUUAGUUCUGAGUCCUGCAGUUGUUCUGAGGAUUACCUUUUGGGAAUUCGGAAAGCUGAUUUUGAGAGAGAGACUGUUGACAUUGUUACCGCAGAUGUUGAGUCAGUUCCAAGUUCAGGGCUCUGUGGUAUAUGUUCUGUUGGGAAAUUUGAAGUACCAUCCAAAGCAUCUGAUGGGAAGAUUUCCAAAUCUGCAUUUGAGCAUCGCUGUAAUGUAAAUGACGGGUGUUCAUCAUCAAAAUCUAAUGUGGAACUUACUUCAACUUUCCUCAAAAUAGAUAUAGAGGAUACUGGUGAGUGUUCCUCAUCUAAUGUCAUGGAACUGGUGGGUGAAUUUGCAUCAGCAAGGGAACUCUGCAUCUAUGUGCUUAAAACUCAUGGACUUCUAGGGAAAUCAUGUGCUAGCAGCAACUAUGCUGCUUCAGAAAGUCUCUGUGAUGGCAGUACGAAUCUUUCUCAAAAAUGCAAAGCAUGCAGGCUGUUUGAUGAUCCAUUGAAGAUGUUAAUUUGUGACCACUGUGAAGAAGCAUAUCAUCCGUCCUGUUGCAUUCCUAGAGUAAAAAAGCUUCCUGUGGAUGAAUGGUAUUGUCAGCCCUGCUUCAAAAAGAAACCAAAGCCUUUAUUAAGUCAGUCACAUGAUACCGAAGGAGAAAACUCCAAUCAUACAAAUCGAAUCUCUUGCAGAGGAUAUUCUAUAUCAUUCAUGUUGACAGACAAUAAACCUUAUACAUCUGGAGCUCGAAUUGGUAAAGAUUUUCAAGUAGAAGUUCCUGACUGCUCUGGUCCAGUUUCCAAUGAAGAUGAUUAUUUUGAUGAACCCUCUGAAAUAGAUUCUGCCCAUUCAGUAAACUUGAAUGGAUGGACUGAUGGAAAGCCACAGAAACCAAGCAGCAUUGGUAAUUGGGUCCAGUGCAGGGAGGUUUUGUGCUCAGAUGGAUCUGAUGAGGGGAUUGUCUGUGGAAAAUGGCGCAGGGCACCUCUUUUUGUGGUUCAAAGUGAAGAUUGGGAUUGCUCUUGUUCUGUUCUCUGGGAUCCAUUUCAUGCUGAUUGUGCUGUUCCACAGGAACUGGAAACCGAGGAGGUUCUCAAGCAUCUGAAAUUUACGAAAUGGCUGAGGUCUCGUCUGAUGGCCAAGUCCAGAAACCAACUCCAUUUAAAGUCACAACUCCGAAGGUAAUGCUCUGUUGUCAUGCAAGGGAUGAUGACACAAGUUUCAUUUUUUGUUGUGAUCUCAUAGUUGAAGAGCUUUCUUCUGUGAAGGGUAUUUCACAUCUUUUGAUCCCUUUCAGUUUGUUGUACAUCCCAGUCAUUUAUAGGAUCCUACUCAGAUACAACCACGACCAGUUUUGAGCAAUUCAACAGUCAACGACUGUUGUGAUUGUUUCUGUUCAGUGCCAUUGUAUAUAGAAGAGGAAGUAGUUCUAAUAUGCACCAACUAUGACAGUAGUGGCAUGGAUUCUUCAGUUUGUCUCUCAAGCUUAUAUCAUGAAUCAGUUCAAUGCUUUUGACU